UUCAUUUAUUUUUAAUUUAUUUUUCUUUAAUUCUAUUUGGUAUUUAUUGCCAAAAUCGUAUAAUGAAUGGCCGACUUUAUGCUAAUUAUGAACCUUGUCCUUUUCCAAAAGUUGAGAUUACAAAUAGCACUGAUCCGUUUGUUGCUCCAGAACAAAACGUACAAGAAGACAAACCAUCAGAAACGGAAGGAAAGUUUGUUUUAGAAGUGCCUCUAGGUACAGGAAAUAUUACAAUUGAAGCGGAAUGCCCAUCAAAAGAGCCAGGAAACGAAGGAACAAUGAUCAAAUCGAAUUAUGUUAUAGAAUUAGCAAAAGUUGAAUGGGAAGGGGCUAAUGAACUAUUACUAUUUAAUGAUGUUGAUCUUUUAGCAUUUGGAUACCCAGAACAACCUAUCGGUAUUGCCUAA
Messenger RNA from Meloidogyne enterolobii, 407 nucleotides. The record is from the annotation of a GenBank genome assembly. NCBI's taxonomy places the organism in Eukaryota, Metazoa, Nematoda, Chromadorea, Rhabditida, Meloidogynidae.